Messenger RNA from Candida tropicalis MYA-3404, 1512 nucleotides. RefSeq names its product Djp1p (gene DJP1). The record is from RefSeq and is a predicted model, not a curated record. The coding region runs from base 1 to 1512 and encodes 503 amino acids. Lineage: Eukaryota; Fungi; Ascomycota; Pichiomycetes; Serinales; Debaryomycetaceae. Gene Ontology annotation, cellular component: cytosol. Gene Ontology annotation, biological process: protein import into peroxisome matrix. The transcript has a single exon.
AUGGUUGUUGAUACCACAUAUUACGAUUUAUUAAACAUUGAAACGACAGCAACUUCGCUUGAAAUCAAAAAAGCAUAUCGUAAAGCAGCAAUUAGAUUACAUCCUGAUAAGAAUCCCGACGAUCCAGAUGCAGCUGCAAAAUUUCAAGAAGUUGGAGAAGCUUAUCAAGUAUUGAGUGAUGAUUCAUUGAGAGCCAAAUAUGAUAAAUUUGGUAAACAGGAAUCAAUUCCACAAGAAGGUUUUGAAGAUCCGGCCGAGUUUUUUUCAAUGAUUUUUGGUGGCGAGGCAUUUAAAGAUUGGAUUGGUGAAUUAAGUUUAUUGCUGGAAUUGUCUAAAUCUGCAGAAUUGUCUGGAUAUGGAGAAGAAGGUAAUGAGAAACAAGAGACUAAUACAGAUGAUAAACAAGAUGGCAAGGCAUCCACCUCACAAUCUGAAACUGAACACACUACCGUACAACAAGAAGAAUCUAAGGUUAACUCAACAUCAGGUGAAACACUUUAUUUAGCACAUGAAUCACAUACAGGAAACGAACUUAGUCAAAAGGAAGCAGAAGAGAAGAAACGUAAAGAAGAACUUGAGAAAUUUGAAGAAGAAUGUAGAAUUAAAAAACUCGAGACUAGAAAAGAAUUGAGUGACAAGUUGAUAAAUAAAGUAUCUUUGUUCACAGAAACUGAUAUGAAAGACGAUGUUGUUGAAUCAUUUAAGGCAAAGAUAAGAUACGAAGCUGAAUCACUUAAGAUGGAAAGUUUUGGGUUGGAAAUUUUACAUACAAUUGGGCAUAUUUAUAAGACUAAAUCAAAAAUCUUUUUAAAAAAUCAAACAUUUUUUGGAUGGGGUGGAUUCUGGACCUCCGUAAAGGAAAAAGGUGGAGUUGUCAAAGAUACAUUUAAAACUGUUUCAGCCGCAUUAGAUGCUCAAAGGACAUUGGAAGAAUAUACCCAAAUGCAACAAGAUAACGAGUAUCAUGCCAAAAAGGAAGCUGAAGAAGAGGAAGCUAAGAAGAAAGCCAAUGAAGAAGUUACUAAAUUGGAACAUGAAUUAGAACAAGUUAAGAAAGAACAAGAAGAAGCCAGAGCCCAAGAGCAACAACAUCAACAAGAAGAAGAAGGCAAGUCAUCCACUGCAGAUGGCGAGACUACAGAUAAGAAAGAAGAAGUCAAAGAACCUGCUAAACAUAGUGCGGAAGAUUUGGCUGAAAUGGAAAAGUAUCUUAUGGGCAAAGUUUUGGCAGCUGCAUGGAACGGCUCUAAGUUUGAAAUUCAAGGUACUGUACGUGGUGUUUGUGAUAAUAUUUUGGACGACAAAGAAGUUCCACUUGAAACAAGAAUAGCUCGUGCAAAGGCACUCAAACUAAUAGGUGAAGUGUUUGUUUCAAUUACAAGAACCGAAGAUGAAGCAGAAGAGGCAAGAGUUUUCGAAGAAUUGGUUGCUGAAGCUAGUAAGAAAAGAGAAAAGAAGAAGAAAACCGAACCUCAACCAGAAGAAUCCGAAACAAACAAGCCAUCUGAAUAG